GCCCGAGGCCGACGAGGGCGAUGCACAGGGUCAAGCACGAGCACCUCCCAGAGGUCCACGAGCGCAGCAUCUUUCCAUUCGGGCCCUCUCGGCCAGCUUCCCCGGCGCCGAGCCGCCUCAGCACUGGCACGCUCUCACGCACGGUCCAGCGGAUGGCGAGCACGACCUCGCACCCGCACACGCUGACGUCGCACGGCCUCGAGUUCACCGGAGAACCUGGUCCGGCGCUGAACGCUGGGCUCCGGGCUUCCCAGUUGUCGCGCAGUGGACAAGGUACGAUUACAGGCUCGCUGAGGGGAGACAUGGCCGGCCUCGACAAGACGUACAGCCGCCACAAUUACAGCGCGACGCACUCGUACGGGCACCAUAAUGUAGCGAACAACGUGAACCCGUUCCUCGCGCACUACAGGAUGCCGAAAUGGGAGACCACGAGCAAUCUGUAUGGCGAGCAUUACCAGCAUCCGCAGCAGACGUACACGCGCGUGCAGAGGAAUCGCAUGCCCGUCUUUCACAUCCAG
This is a messenger RNA of Prorocentrum cordatum, 518 nucleotides long. Lineage: Eukaryota; Dinophyceae; Prorocentrales; Prorocentraceae. The record is from the annotation of a GenBank genome assembly.